UGUAAAGGCUAGGGUUUUACAUGUAACUGAAUCGGUUGAGUGCCCGUUCUGCACCGAGAAUCAUAAGUUGUUGAAUUGUAAGAAAUUUAGCAAGGAAGAUACAGAUGCACGCCGUAAUUUCGUUCAAUCUCAGAAAUUAUGUUUCAACUGUUUUGGGCAUAAUCACACUGUGUAUACAUGUCGCGCACCAUCUAAGUGUAGAAUUUGCCAUCGAAAACAUCACUCGUUGCUUCACAUUAGGAAUACACCGUCAACAGCGAGUAAUGUAUGUCAGGUACCAACUGAAGGAAAUUCUUCAGAAUUAAAUAAAGAAAAAGAAAAACCAGAUGAACCGUGUAAAAAUAUUAUUUCUUGUCAUAUUAGUGCCCAAAGUCACGUUUUACUAGCGACGGCUUUGGUAAGAGUUAUAUCACAAUCAGGCAUAUGCGUAACUUUACGGUCUCUUUUAGACCAAGGUUCUCAAUCUUCGUUCAUAACUGAGGCAGCUGUACAGCUACUUGGUUUGUCGAAGAAGCAAUGCAAGAGUUACGUGUCGGGUUUAGGAGGUGACCAAGAUUCUAUGGUGACGUCAAAAUAUGUCGUCUAUUUUAAAAUUCAAUCACUGAUAAACCCUAGUUUUGUGAUGCAAGUUAAGGCCCAUGUACUGAAAAGUAUCACCACAUUGCUGCCUGACAAGAAAAUUGCAGUGCAGGGGUGGUCAAACAUGCCAGUGUUAAAAUUGGCAGACCCAACUUUCAACACACCUAAUAAAGUUGAUAUACUUUUAGGAGCAGAAGUAUACUGUCAAAUUAUAGAAGAAGGCUUUAUUAGGAGUGGCCCAGAGAUGCCAGUAGCCCAAAAUACUAAAUUGGGAUGGAUUUUAUCUGGAAAGGUGUCAACAACGGGUUAUGGAAAUACUAAAAGUUUUCAUACUACUGUUCGAUGCAUGCAUGCAGUAGGAGAAAAUAGUCUAUUGCAAAAAUUUUGGGAACUGGAAGAAGAACCAAAAUUGAGUGAAGAAAGAAAAUGGUCAGAUGAAGAACAGAAGUGUGAAAAGAUAUUCAUAAGCACGACAACAAGAGAUUCUGAAGGAAGAUAUGUCGUCAAGCUCCCUUUUCGGAGUGAAGAUCCGCAAUGUCAAUAUGGUAAUACAUUGGCUAUUGCUUUAAAAAGAUUUGAAUAUCUUGAAAAAAGAUUAUCAAGAAAUCUUGAAUUGAAAAAACAAUAUACAAAUGUAAUUAAUGAAUAUGUUGAGUUAGGUCACAUGGAGAUAAUUCCUGAUAUUGAUAUAAAACCAACAUUUGUAUAUUUGCCUCAUCAUGCGGUGGUGAGAGAAGAUAAGACAACAACAAAAGUAAGAGUUGUUUUUGAUGCUUCGUGCCCUGGAAAAAAUGGAGUGUCUCUGAAUAGUGAGUUGAUGAUAGGUCCAAAAUUACAACCGGACUUACGUCAUAUUAUUAUGCGUUGGCGUAUGCAUCCAAUUUGUCUUUGCUCUGAUAUUGUAAAAAUGUACAGACAGAUCAAAGUUACUGAAAAAGAUGCAAAUUUUCAGUGCAUUGUUUGGCGUGAAAAUCCGGAAGAUAAUGUGAAACAUUUACGCAAUUUAAGGGUUACGUUUGGAACUGCAUCAGCUCCUUAUUUAGCUGUGCGAGCUUUACAACAAGCUGCUAAGGAUGAAGCAGAACAUUUUCCGAACACUUAUCAAAAGGUGUUGGAUGAUUUUUAUAUGGAUGACUUGUUGUCUGGUUGCGAAAAUAUAGAAGAAGGAGAAAAGUUAUAUAAAGAAAUUAAAGAAUUGUUAUGCAGGGCUGGGUUUGAGCUCCAAAAAUGGACGAGUAACAGUAAAAAAUUGAUGGAAACUAUAAAUGAAAAGCAAUUAAAUGAAAAGAUCAAUUUAAAAGUUGAUGCUGUUAUCAAAAUAUUAGGUCUCAGAUGGAAUCAAGAAUCUGAUAAUUUCGAAUAUUCUGUAAAGAUUCCAUUUUCUGACGUAUCUAUCACUAAACGCAAGGUUAUAUCAGAGAUUGCUAAGCUAUUUGAUCCAUUGGGUUGGUUGGCACCUGCAAUUAUUGUUACUAAAAUAUUCAUACAAAAAUUAUGGAUAUCAGGGAUUGGUUGGGAUGAUUUAUUGCCUGAAAAUCUAUUAAAAGAAUGGAUUUCAUAUCGUAACGAACUUUUAUUGCUGCAAGAUGUUACAAUACCCAGAUGGAUGAAUACUUAUCGUAGUGAUAAACAACGAGAGCUUCAUGGGUUUUGUGAUGCUUCAAAUGAAGCU
Plodia interpunctella (Indianmeal moth) is the source of this 2251-nucleotide messenger RNA. RefSeq lists its product as uncharacterized. The record is from RefSeq and is a predicted model, not a curated record. The annotation marks the transcript as partial. NCBI's taxonomy places the organism in Eukaryota, Metazoa, Arthropoda, Insecta, Lepidoptera, Pyralidae. The transcript has a single exon.